AUGGAUUGCCACAUUCUCCUUCUAACUUUCCCGUCGCAAGGUGCCAUCAAUCCGUCAAUCCAAUUUGCCAAGAACCUCAUACGAAUGGGUGUUAAGGUCACCAUUAUCAUAAGUCUCUCUGCCCACCGUCGUAUGACCAAAUGCAACAGCACAAUCCCAAAAGGCUUAUCCAUAUCUGCCUUCUCCGAUGGCUAUGAUGACGGGUUCAAAGAAGGGGACAACCACGAACACUUCAAGUCUGAGUUCAAAAUUCGCAGUUCCAAAGCCAUGGCGGAACUCAUCAAGUCCAGUGAUGAAGAAGGCUACCCAGUAAAUUGUUUGGUCCACACUAUGGCUCAACCAUGGGUUACUGAAGUUGUUCAUGCCCAUCACAUCCCAUCUACACUUCUAUGGACUCAACCAGCCACAGUUUUCAAUAUCUUCCACUAUUACUUCAAUGGCUAUUGUAACGACCCUAACUGA
Messenger RNA from Cornus florida, 462 nucleotides. Its product is annotated as UDP-glycosyltransferase 75C1-like. The coding region runs from base 1 to 462 and encodes 153 amino acids. The transcript has a single exon. The record is from RefSeq and is a predicted model, not a curated record. Lineage: Eukaryota; Viridiplantae; Streptophyta; Magnoliopsida; Cornales; Cornaceae.